AUGACUAAGCACCAUAUUGAUUGGAACAAAUGUAUUGACGUGUGUAGUGAUGGAGCGGCAGCUAUGGUUGGCAAAAUAAAAGGCACUGUAACAAGAAUCAAGGAGGUUGCACCUAAAUGUAGUAGCAGUCACUGCGUUUUACAUCGCCAUGCCCUUGUCGCAAAAAAAAUGCAAUACGAGCUCAAGACAGUUCUCGACCAAGCAGUACUAAUUGUAAACUACGUUAAAUCACGUCCACUCCAGUCGAGGCUUUUUAAAAAAGUGUGUGAGGAUAUAGGAAGUCAGCAUCAAUCACUUCUUCUUCACACGGAAGUAAGAUGGCUUUCAAGAGGAAGAGUUCUAUUAAGGCUGUUUGAAUUGCACGACGAGCUUAAGAUAUUCUUUACCAAACAACCAGUUUCUGCACACGUUAAUAAGCUUGUUGAACUGCUGCAUGAUGAGCAAUGGUUGAUGCAAUUGGCUUAUUUAGCUGAUAUAUUCGAUAAGCUCAACGUAAUCUGCAAGGCAUUACAGGGACGAGCUACAACAAAAUUUACAGUAAAUGAUAAAAUGUCUUCACUGAAAAACAAGCUUGCGUUCUGGAUUGAAUGUGUUGAAAAACAUAAUUACGAAUGUUUCACAAUAUUAAAUGACUUUCUAAAAGAAAAUGAGCUGCGGGUAUCUUCAGACGUGGAAAAGAAUAUACAUGAGCAUUUGACAAGCCUUACAAAAUCUUUGCAUGAGUAUUUUCCGGAGCAGUUGCAGGACAUGGACUGGGUGCAGAAUCCGUUUGUAAAUCACACCAAACCUUCGAUGCUGUCGGUGUCAGAGUAUGAGAAUUUGAUUGACAUCAAAUUUUCAUCAACGCUAAAACAAAAGUAUGAAGAAGGAACUUUUGAUUUAAACGCCUUUUGGAUUGGACUCAAAGAUGAAUACCCAGAAAUUGUUAAUAGAGCCAUCACAUUACUGUUACCGUUUGUGACGACUUACCGAUGCGAGACUGGUUUUUCCGCAUAUGCUUACACCAAAAGCAAGUACAGAAAUAGACUGGAUGCAGCUCCAGAUCUUCGCGUUCAACUGUCGGACAUUAAGCCUAAUUUUAAUGCUAUUUUAAGAAAAUAUGUAAAAAAAUUUCAUUCGUCACAUUAA
Parnassius mnemosyne (clouded apollo) is the source of this 1128-nucleotide messenger RNA. Lineage: Eukaryota; Metazoa; Arthropoda; Insecta; Lepidoptera; Papilionidae. The record is from the annotation of a GenBank genome assembly.